Molecule: messenger RNA, 1990 nt
Organism: Brassica rapa (field mustard)
Lineage: Eukaryota; Viridiplantae; Streptophyta; Magnoliopsida; Brassicales; Brassicaceae
Product: isocitrate dehydrogenase [NAD] regulatory subunit 3, mitochondrial
Biological process (GO): isocitrate metabolic process; tricarboxylic acid cycle
Cellular component (GO): mitochondrion
Molecular function (GO): isocitrate dehydrogenase (NAD+) activity
Source: RefSeq, a predicted model, not a curated record
AACUGCAGAACCAGUCGUACAAAUCUCUUAAAACCGCUAGAAACCGCAACCACCCGCAUCCGCAAACUCCCGCAACCGCAACCGCAACCGCAACCGCUGCGGUUGAACCAGUCAGGCCCUUAAUGAGUUAUAGCCUAUACUCUAUAGGUUACUAAAUAUAGAGGAAAUUGUUUCGCUAAAAUAUAUUUGAAUAUACAAUUUUACAACAACAAAAUUAAUAAUUUGUCAUAUUCUUGUUUUUUUUCUUGGUAUUUUAAUUGUUAAAAAGGAGGGAAGAGGAAUAAAAAGAAAAAAAAAGAACUGAACCGCUGCAUGCAAUCGCCGAGACCAAGAAACAUUCAACGUACGUCGAAUCGUCGCUCUGAAACCUAAAUCAUCUAAAUCCACCACCAAUGGCUAAGCGAUCCAUUUCAAUCCUCACCCGCCUCCUAACAAAUCCAUCUUCUCCAUUCACCGCACCCACCCGAUCCAUCACCUACAUGCCUCGUCCCGGCGACGGAGCCCCACGCACCGUAACCCUUAUCCCCGGCGACGGGAUCGGACCUUUAGUGACCGGUGCGGUGGAACAGGUCUUCGAAGCGAUGCACGCUCCAGUCCAUUUCGAGAGGUACGAGGUUCGUGGACACAUGAGGAAAGUCCCCGAGGAAGUGAUGGAAUCCGUGAAGAGGAACAAGGUUUGUCUGAAAGGCGGCUUAGCGACUCCUGUUGGUGGAGGUGUCAGCUCAUUGAACAUGCAGUUGAGGAAAGAGCUCGACAUCUUUGCUUCCCUCGUCAACUGCAUCAACGUCCCUGGGUUAGUGACGAGGCACGAGAACGUGGAUAUCGUUGUGAUUAGGGAGAACACGGAAGGAGAGUACGCGGGUCUCGAGCACGAGGUUGUUCCUGGUGUUGUUGAGAGUCUUAAGGUGAUAACUAAGUAUUGUUCUGAGAGGAUAGCGAGGUACGCAUUUGAGUAUGCGUACCUGAACAACAGGAAGAAAGUGACUGCUGUUCAUAAAGCCAACAUUAUGAAGCUAGCGGAUGGGCUCUUCCUUGAAUCUUGCAGAGAGGUUGCUAAAGCUUAUCCUGGGAUUACGUAUAACGAAAUAAUCGUAGACAAUUGUUGUAUGCAGCUUGUGGCUAAGCCUGAGCAGUUUGAUGUCAUGGUGACGCCUAAUUUGUAUGGUAAUCUUAUUGCAAACACUGCUGCUGGAAUAGCUGGUGGCACUGGAGUGAUGCCAGGAGGUUUGUCCAUACAUGUCUUAGUUAAAAGUUAUAUAACUUUUUCGUUGUUUUUUUUCUUUCUAGAAGAUGAUACAUGUUUGGGGUUUUUUUUGGCAGGCAAUGUUGGUGCAGAACAUGCGAUAUUCGAGCAAGGAGCAUCAGCAGGGAAUGUUGGGAAUGAUAAGAUAGUGGAGCAGAAGAAAGCUAAUCCAAUGGCUCUGCUUCUCUCAUCGGCUAUGAUGCUUAAACAUCUCCAGUUUCCUACGUUCGCUGAUCGUCUUGAAAUCGCAGUGAAACAAGUGAUACAAGAAGGCAAAUGGCGAACCAAGGAUCUCGGUGGAGAUUGCACUACUCAGGAAGUUGUUGAUGCUGUCAUAAAAGCUCUUGACUGAGCUUCUACUUGCUUUGGGCUUGGUGCUUCUCUGUUUUGCGUUUGCUAUUUGUUUUUUUCUCGAUUGUUUUUAUUCAUGCAUUUACUUCAUUGGACAAUGUUCGAUCUCUUGUUAAAGCACGAGCUUAUUAUAGUUAUAUAAUAAAUUCAAUAAAGAGAAGCCGUUUUGUUUACAAAGCAAGAUUUUGAGACAUUUUGCUAUGUUUUCUUGACGGUGAAAAUUGAUAAUGGCAUCAAAUAGUGAAGCAAGACCUUAACUUCGGAGAGUGGUAUGUGAGUGACAGUGGAGGGGUUCACCGUCAUAUUUAGUAAAGCUGGAGAGGAUAAAAAACGGGUCGGAGCUCUAGCAAAGCAACUUCACAGUGGAACUGGAAACUCGGCGGUGUUAAACCAAAG